UUGCAAAUUACUAUUUUUUGGUGUGUGUUGAUGCUAAGUCCAAAUGGGCGGAAGUCGAAGUCAUUAAAGAUGCCCCAACUAGUUCAAAAACUAUCCUUUUGAUAGAAUUUUUUUUUUCUUUUCAUGGCUAUCCACAGGUUAUUGUAUCUGAUAAUGCUUCAAUAUUUCAAAGUGAAGAAUUCCAUUCUUAUGGAAUUCCAUUCUAAUCGAGGAAUAUUUAAAAAAUUCAUCGCUCCAGGACAUCCUGCCACCAACGGCCUUGCAGAGCGAAACGUCCAAACCUUAAAGCAAAAGUUAAAAGUUUCUUUUCUUGAAAAAUCCUCAAUCCCAAGUAAAGUUCAAAACAUAUUAUUCCGUUAUAGAGCAACACCUCUAGCUUGUGGACAGUCACCUGCUCAAUUAUACUUACAUAGAAAAAUCCGCAUACGUUUAAACUCAAUCUUUCCUUAUCAUCCAACACCAUCAACAGUUUCCAGUACUCCUGUAAGAUCUUUUUCAGUGGGGGAGAGAGUCCAGGUGAGGUUGUUCAUAAAUAACCAUAACGUAUGGCAGUUUGGCAAAGUCGUGAAAAAGUAUGGUACACGUCAUUAUUUGAUUUUACUAGACUCAGGUCGGCAAUUAAAGAGACACAUAAACCAAUUAAGAUCAACAUUAAUUCCAGAGAAAAAAAAGUGUGUGACUUUUGGGCCAACCCAGUCUUUUGACAUACCUAGACCAUCUAAGAUCUCCUCACCUACUCAGCCUAGUAUUCCAGAACUUCCAACAAAUUCCAAACAGGACGUUGUGACAAAACCAAAAAGAAAGGGACAAUUACCUACACGCUUUAGGGACUUCGUAAUGUCAUAAGCAUAUUUCAAAUCUGUUUUAA
This is a messenger RNA of Parasteatoda tepidariorum (common house spider), 868 nucleotides long. Lineage: Eukaryota; Metazoa; Arthropoda; Arachnida; Araneae; Theridiidae. The record is from RefSeq and is a predicted model, not a curated record.